CUCCAAAUAUUGGAUAGAAGAAAGAGGGCUUUGACUUAGACAUUUUUUGGAUGCUUUUUGAAUUAAAAUCAAUUCUUAUAUUUUCGAUAUUUUUAAAUAAAUUCGCAGGUUUUAUUAUAUCAGAAUGUCCUCUAGUAAAAGGAAGACACGCAACGACAAAAUAAGAGAGUUCAUUGGCGUACCCGAUCGAAAAAGAAGAAAUGUAAACCCAGAACCAGAAGACAAAGAAGAUGAGCAACAAGGAUCACAGAGAAGUACGGGCCCAGCACACAGCGAUCCAGAUUUGGAGACGGAAAUGGGUCCGACUUAUUUGGAUGGUGAAAUGCCAAGCUAUAACUUUAUUAGUAAAUUGGCAAGAGAAUGCCUAUUAAAUGGUUAUAAACUGGGUACUUGGCGCUUCGAUUGUAACUCUGAACUUAGCGAGGACUUAAGGAUAUAUAGUUUUGGUGCUGGAAGUUCGAACACAGUUAUGGGCGGUUUUGAAUUCAAUGAAAAAUUCGGUAUGUUUCAAUUUUCUCAGGCGUUUAGAACCGAUGGCCUCUAUGGAACACUUGGAGUUCGUAGUGAAAUUUUCGAGGGGCUGGGGCUGUCAAAACUCCGGGCCAUCUACAAGAAGGACGAGCAAGGAGAUUCGUCUGGGCUCACGCUAGAUGUACAAGCCGCUCUAGAGUUUGACCCAUUCAAGAUUGAAGCGAUGGCACCAAUUAUAAACGGCUCUUUGUUAUCGAGCUAUAUCCUGUAUGAACCAACAGAAACCUGGCUAUUUUCCUUUGGUGUUGUUGCCGAUAUUCAUCAGAUGAAGUUGCCUAAGUAUGAGUUUGGUGUGGGUUAUAGAUCUGAAGAAGAUGAUACUGAAUUAGGUCUAAUGUUCGCGAACUUGAAGAAUGUAAAAGCAUCCAUAUUCCAGCGUGUAACCAAUAACACUGCCCUUGCUUUGAUGGCAAAUAUGAAUGAUUGGCAAGAUUUGCAAAUAAGCGUUGGCGGCCAGUACGAGUUAGAUGAGGAACACUUGAUUAAAGCCAGAAUAUGUAAUACUGGCUAUGCCGGUGUUGUCUAUCAAUUCGAGAUUAACGAAAAUUGUACGUUUUCGUGUCACGUUGGACUUAACGUGAUGCAACCCACGGACGGUAGCCAUGCAUUUGGUGUGGCAUGUAGUUUGAGUGGUUGAUCGUUAACCA
Molecule: messenger RNA, 1178 nt
Organism: Drosophila hydei
Lineage: Eukaryota; Metazoa; Arthropoda; Insecta; Diptera; Drosophilidae
Exons: 3
Coding region: 125-1168 (347 amino acids)
Biological process (GO): monoatomic anion transmembrane transport
Cellular component (GO): mitochondrial outer membrane
Molecular function (GO): voltage-gated monoatomic anion channel activity
Source: RefSeq, a predicted model, not a curated record